GUUUCAUCAUCUUCCUCAUCCUUCCCUGCGCGUCGGACCGGAAUCAGGGGAGUUACGCCGGAGCUUCGCCCGAGUUUAUCACCGGAGUUCUAAGCCGGAUUUCUCCCACAUUGAUUUGUGUUCAUCGCCUAACAAUCGAGGUAGGGACAAGGAUUGAAUGAAGAGCAGCCUGGAGGACAGUGAAGCGUGAUGCUGGUGGAUGGCCCGAUGCUAUUUUAUUUAAGUUAAAUAUAGUUUGUUGGAUUUGUUUACUUAAAUUAUUAGAAUGUUGAAUGUUGUUUUGAAGGCUUCCGCAACGUUUCAGUUAUUUACUCCGAUUAAAUGAUGAAUUGUUUUUAAAUGAAUAUGAAUGUUUGAUUUUAUUUCUAAGUGUUUUUAAAAUAGUACGCUUGUGCAUACCAAAUUAGUGACAACCCGACUCGCUAACUCGUCGGUUCGGGUUACGCGGGUUGGGGUGUUACAAAUUGUCCCGUGACGGAUGCUCUGUGGGGCCAGUAACAUUCGAAUAUUGACAAACACUUCAUUUCGCUACAUGGAGUGCCUCAAGAACCAUGCGGCCAGCACCGGCGGCCAUGCUGUGGACGGCUGCAGAGAAUUCAUGGCCGCCGGAGAAGGAUCCUUGAAAUGCGCCGCUUGCAGCUGCCACCGCAACUUCCACCGCAAAGAAACAUGCGCCAUUCAUCAUAAUCAUCAUCAGCCCCGGCCUCCUCCUCUCCCCACAAUGCAGCACCACCAUUAUAAUAGUAACAAUCAUCACUGCGGCAGGAGUACUCCGGCGGAGCCAUUGACCGGAGCUCCGGUGGAGUCGUCCAGCGCAGAAGAUGGUAAGUCACUGGUGUCAUCGGAACAGAGUGGCGGGUCAAAGGAGAAGAAGAAGAAGAGAAGAAGAAGGUUGAGAACAAAGUUUACAAAAGAGCAGAGAGAUGGAAUGCAUGAAUUUGCAGAGAGGAUUGGGUGGAAGAUGAGGAAGGAAGAUGAAGAGGAAGUGCAGAAAUUCUGCAGAGGAGUUGGAUUGAAGAGGGAUGUUUUCAAGGUUUGGAUUCACAACACCAAACAAGCAAAGAAGAGGAAGAGACAAUUGUAACUUGUAAGUAAAACACAGAUUAAAAAAACCAUCCAUUCAAAUAUGAGGACUCAAGUCAAAAGAUUUAAUGGUUACCCAUUUUAAGUGUUCU
Messenger RNA from Cuscuta campestris, 1175 nucleotides. The record is from the annotation of a GenBank genome assembly. Lineage: Eukaryota; Viridiplantae; Streptophyta; Magnoliopsida; Solanales; Convolvulaceae.